Messenger RNA from Alnus glutinosa, 1118 nucleotides. RefSeq names its product small ribosomal subunit protein eS1-like. Gene Ontology annotation, biological process: translation. Gene Ontology annotation, cellular component: cytosol; ribosome. The record is from RefSeq and is a predicted model, not a curated record. Bases 113 to 898 code for a protein of 261 amino acids. Gene Ontology annotation, molecular function: structural constituent of ribosome. The transcript has 7 exons. NCBI's taxonomy places the organism in Eukaryota, Viridiplantae, Streptophyta, Magnoliopsida, Fagales, Betulaceae.
ACCUAUAUAACCCCAAACACAAAAUUAGGGUUUUUGUGCUGCUUAUAAGGUUUGCUCUCCAUAGCCGUCGUCGCUCCCUCACCUCCCCAAGCUCCUCUCACCUCCUGCAACCAUGGCCGUCGGAAAGAACAAGAGGAUUUCCAAGGGGAAGAAGGGAGGCAAGAAGAAGGCGACUGAUCCGUUCGCCAAGAAGGACUGGUAUGAUAUCAAGGCCCCUUCAGUGUUCCAAGUGAAAAACGUGGGCAAAACCCUUGUUACACGCACUCAGGGUACCAAGAUUGCUUCAGAAGGACUCAAACAUAGAGUCUUUGAGAUAUCAAUGGCUGACCUUCAGGAAGAUGAGGAUCACGCUUACAGAAAGAUCAGAUUGAGAGCUGAAGAUGUUCAAGGGAGGAAUGUUCUGACAAAUUUCUGGGGAAUGGAUUUUACGACAGACAAGUUGAGGUCUUUGGUAAGGAAAUGGCAGACCAUGAUUGAAGCUCAUGUGGAUGUGAAGACUACUGACAAUUACAGUUUGCGGAUGUUCUGCAUUGGAUUCACUAAGAGGCGUCAAAACCAGGUCAAGAGGACCAGUUAUGCCCAGUCCAGCCAAAUUAGACAGAUCCGUCGCAAGAUGAGGGAGAUAAUGAUAAACCAGGCUUCGUCGUGUGAUCUGAAGGAGUUGGUUCGCAAGUUUAUUCCUGAGUCAAUUGGCAAAGAGAUUGAGAAGGCAACAACCGGCAUCUAUCCUCUACAAAAUGUGUUUAUUCGGAAAGUCAAGAUCUUGAAAGCUCCAAAAUUUGAUCUUGGAAAGUUGAUGGAGGUUCAUGGUGACUACUCUGAUGAUGUUGGUGUCAAGGUGGAGAGGCCUGCUGACGAGACAAUGGCCGAGGUGCCUGCUGAACCAGUUGGAGCUUGAAUGAGGGAUUCUAUUGCAUUUUAGCUUUCCCUUUUUUUUUUUUAAGUCAGUUUUGAAAGUUGUUUUUCUCGGUUUUGUUUAUGAAGAAUGGUUACUAUCGGUUUUGUUCAUGUGUCUCAUUCGAGAAUUAGAAUGGUUAUUAAAAAAACACAUUUGUCUGUUUAUUUAAGACUUCUACCCGAAUACAACAUAACGAAGAUAUGUGUUGGUCUUUUUCUCA